Orbicella faveolata is the source of this 12762-nucleotide messenger RNA. RefSeq names its product polycystin-1-like. Gene Ontology annotation, molecular function: protein binding; calcium channel activity. The record is from RefSeq and is a predicted model, not a curated record. Gene Ontology annotation, biological process: detection of mechanical stimulus. Gene Ontology annotation, cellular component: membrane. Lineage: Eukaryota; Metazoa; Cnidaria; Anthozoa; Scleractinia; Merulinidae.
UGACCUGAGGCGAGAGUUAAUUCUUUUUUAACAAGUGUUUCUAACGAGAUGCGUUGAAGACCUUUAACUAAAUCGCCAGACAGGAUGAGGUGGAGAAUUUCUCCAAUUUUUCUGAUCAUCAUCUUUAUAUCUUUCUCAGAAGAAAUUCAGGUAUAGCAUUGUUCGCUUUCUAAAUUAUGUUCGUACGCUUUUACAAUCACUUUUAUUGUACUGAUUAAUUUUAUUCCUCCUAUGCAGGCUUCAAGCCAGUGUCCAGAUGAGAUUCCCUCCUGGCUGCAGUGCACACAUUUAAAUGUUGCCUCAGAAAGGAAUGGCGCAACAUGCACAUCAAGUUCAUACGCCAAUGCAUCAAGACAGUGUGACAAAGCAAUUGAUGGACGAGCUGACGUCGGAAACGCGCUUCUCACGUUUGCUUUCAACAGUAGUAAUUCGGCCAAUCAGUCCAUAAAGAUCCAGUUCGCACAGUAUUUUCUCAUUAACAAACUUAGAGUCAUGCAGCUGGACAGCGGUAAUACGCAGAUCAGUAACGUGCGCUUGGAAUUCUCGAAUUCCUCCUCAGUAAAGAAAACUCUCACACCUAACACUGGUGACGCAGUCAUGGAGGACAUAACGUUCACACCUCGCAGUGCAUCUUGGGUUCAAUUGGUGGUUGACCAGGCCGGUGGAUUUAAGGAGAUCGAGGUUUACUACGACCUGUGCAUGAAAGAGCGGCAGUGUGACAUCAUCAACUUGCUUCCUUCAAACGACAGUGGCCCUAUUGCACUUGUUGACAAUACUGUCAUGUUCAGCGUCAACAUGGCACUGCAAGAGUCUCUAGAGGUACGCCUCACGACCACACCCACCUCCGACGACGGGUACAUCUUCAAGAUUGGAGCCAGUAAUGUCACAUUAGUUCGUGUGCAGUCAGCUAGCGAAACGUCGCUUAAAGUGGAGAACAUCCCCGGCAUUCUUGAUGUGGGCUGGCGCACACUCUGGCUGGAUUACCGCUGUACGAGUGUAAUUCUGGGCUCAGGAAACACUGUCAUUCUAAAGUACAAUGACACCGAUAAUCAUCAGAUGAUUCACUUCAUCAAGUUUAACAGGUCAUUGAACAAUCAGACCAUUUUGCUUUGCAACAGACAAGAUCAGUGUCACAAAAACGCAACUUAUUACUGGCCAUUGGACAAGGCAGUUGGUGACGUUCUUCUUGACGUCCAAGGCAGAAGUCACGGAAAACGAAAUGAAAGUAUGACGGAAAGCAAUGUUUGGGUCAGCGGUCCAACAUGGCACUCUGUGACGUCAGCUGCAUUGAAUCUCUAUGAAUCUGGACCCGUAUCCUUAAUACAGAACUCUUCGUCAUCGUGCCUCGGGAAAAUUCUACUUUGCACUGACGGUCUCACAGUAGCUUUUUGGUUCAAGCUCCUUGACAACAGCUCUGACUCGCAGAGGCUGUUAUACGCUGCCGAGGACCAGACAGAUAUCUCAAUAACAGCCCAAUCCAACCAGAUAACCGCUGUCUUUUUUAUCUCGUCGAAUCCCUUGCUGGUUAGCUUCAACGUCACGCUGCAUCAGUGGCAUCACGUGACGUUCACGUGGGCACAAAGCGAGGACCUGGUGGCUGUGGUAGACUUUGUACAUUGGCUGAAGAGCGGCCCAUUCAUUCCAGUGACACCAGUCACUGAGGAAGUUCCAUUAACCAUUGGUCAAGCACCCACCAACAUUGCCGUCUACAUGAGCCAUGUGGUUGUGUAUGAAAUGUUUCUGACUCCAUCGCAGAUACAAAGAAUUGCAAAGUGCACUGAUCUUGUAGCAGAAACAGCUCCAGAAUCGUUUGGUGUUAUCACUGGAAUUGUCCCCGAUGAUGCCUUUACUGCUUCGUCCAGCCUCGCUGAUUCCUCUGGCCCUGAACGAGGAAGGGCUCUAGUAAAAGAAGUGGGUUCGUUUGUAGGAGCAUGGAUCCCUAGUGUACAGUCAACGUCCGAAUAUCUUCAAAUCGAUUUACUUCAAGUAAGAAACAUCAGUGCAAUCAUGACACAAGGGAGAGAUGAAGAAUGUGGCUGCUCUGAGUGGGUCACAAAGUACACACUCUCUUAUAGUCUGUGUGGCAGCUUCUGGUCCGACUAUAAAGCCAAUGGUAGCAUCAAGCACUUCACUGGUAAUCACGAUGGCGAAAACAUAGUGUCUAACUCAGUGUGUCCAGACCUGACGGCGCGAGUGCUGCGGUUUCAUCCUACCCAAUGGAAUACUUCAAUCGCUAUGAGAAUCGAUGUAAUUGCAAGCAGAAACGCUGUGAACUACUUGGGUUGCUUCUCUUCUCCCAAUGACAUGAUCUUAUCUAGCGACUUCGCUGCAGCAGAACAGACUCCAGAGAGCUGUGUAACAGUUUGCGGCAAACUCAAUAUGACGUACGCUGGUAUCACAUUAGGCUCUCAUUGCUACUGCUCCAACACCACACCCGAGGUCAGUAAGAAGACAAGCGAUGCUGCCUGCUACUAUCCAUGUGAAGGUCACAAAGCGCUCAAGUGCGGAAGCCACUUAUAUUUCAGCGUUUAUCAAGCCGUUGGAGAAUUUAAUUUUCCCUUCGCUGUGUCCGUCGCCAAUGCUUCCGAGGCUUUUACGACGCUCCAAAUUGCUACGGCGCCGACUUACGACGGCGCUGAAGUGAUCUUUAACUUUGGGGAUGGAACAGUGAUUAAGACUAAGAAUUCAACUUAUCACUACAUGUUUACCAGUCCAGGAACACACGAGGUCUAUGCAGAAAUAACCGUUGGCCAUUACGGACAAUGUCAAACUGUCUUCAACAUGAAAACUAUUGAUGCGUAUAUUCCAGUUAGCGAUAUGCACUUUAUUUGUCCAAGAGUCGUCGAGGCGUUUUCGGACUUUGAAUGCACUCUGCAAGUUACAACUGGAUCAAAUAUGUACUUACGAUUUAUCACACCUCUCGGCGAUAUCAUCAAUGGAACAAUGGAAGACACGACUCCGCUAAUGGUCGGUUUCAGAACACCACUUUCUUCAAGUCAGGCUAAAACAAAUUUAUCUGACUCAAACACAACCAUUAUCUUACCAAGUUAUUACUUUGGAAAGUAUGGAUAUCUGAGGGCACUGAAGUCCAACACCACUCGUGCUGGAUACAUUAAAUUCCAGAUUCUUCGUCAAGUUUGUCUUCUACCCUGGAUAAAGACCUAUUGUUUCAGAAAUGGUAGCUGUACAACCAACCUCCCAACAUGCUCUCUUGCCGAUCUUAGCUACAGUUGCGGGGCAAAUAAAGACGUCUUCUGUCGAAGCAUCGACUGUCAAUUAGGGCUGCUGCUAUGCCCGGGAGGCGUCUUUAAUUCAACAUUGGGGACGAAGUAUGAAGUGGUCCAUAGUUCCAUGUUCUACUUGCCUGAGGGUUUUCACAUCACUGCCAUUAGCCAGCCUGGGUUUCACGUGCAGCCAGCGGAUAUCGUAGCUAUUGGCACGGUGGAGAAAAUCGGUGCCCAGAUUAUCUCCUCUAGUUCAGAGGGAAAUGCUUUUGUUUUCAACAGCGGACACCUUGAUGUUGGAGACAUUUUGCUGGGAGAUGGAAAUGCAGCCCUUCAGGAAAUUCAGCACCGGUUCGAUCUGGUAGUGAUCUAUCUUCCUCCAGCUACAAUGGCGGUUUCUUUGGGGAACUUUCCUGUCGGGAACUGGAAUCAAACAGGGACUAUUAAAACAGAGGUCACUCAUUUUAUCAUUACAGCUUCUGUUAGUUUUAAAAAUGUUACCUGGAUAGUACCCCACUUUGUCCCUACGAAUGAGUCUUUCAACAUCACCACACUCCCGCAUCCCGGGCAUAAUGUCACGUAUAGAAUCCGUAUUGCAAACGAGAACACCUCCUUCACUAAAUACAACCAGAGCGAGUGGGAAUUCUUUUACACCUGGACCAACAUCUCUAAUCAAAGUCUACCGAUGUUGCUUAAUAGAAAAGGUCAGUUCACCGUAGUUUUGACAGCUUUCAAUCUUCUUUCGUCAUCGAUGCGCAAGUGUCAACUGGUCGUUAUGGAUCCUAUAAAAGAUCUUUACUUCUUUAACGUGACUGCAACAACGCUGGGAAAUGACACGGAGAUUAGCUGGAUUGUCGAGAGAGGAACAAAUGUCACUUACAACAUAUCAUUUGGGGAUGGCAAGUACACCGAUGGCUCGUUUUCAACUCUGGCGAUUUUUGUCGGUUCCUACUUACACAGGUACGCUGACGAAGGCACCUAUAACGUGACCCUAACAGCGUACAACUCAUUAUCCAUAAGGACCGUCACUGGCGUUGCAGAAGUUGUAGCGCCCAUAGUGAAUCUCACCUGUAAAGUCAUCCACGCUGCUCGAGAUAUCGAAGUGAACGAAACCAUUCAACUGAACGCAACCUAUCCACAGGGAAGUAACGCGAAGGCCUUUGUUGAAUUCGCUGACAAUUCGUCAUUUAUUGGUUCACCAAUUCGAACUGCACUCUGCACUAAUUGCAGUCUCAUGUUCUCGUUUCUCGUGUCACACAGUUACUCCACGCACGGUCUAUACCGUGCAAACAUGAAAUUCGUUAACGCUGUCAGCAAGAGAAACUGCACGCCACACAUAUUAGUCCACAAGCCUGUUUAUCCACUGACUGGUUUUCACAUAACAUGUCCUCCAACCACCCUUAUGUCGUCAACGGUCUGCAUGAUGAACAUAACCGGGGGCAACGAUUUUUGGUGCGAUUGGGACUUCGGCACUGAUGGUCAAAAGAACCAAAACCAUUACUGGAACUUAACCGUGCCAGUGGAGAACACAUAUUCGGCAGUUGGAAAUUACACAGUGUUUGCUAAUUGCAGCAAUCGCUUGUACAACACAAGUACUAUAGGAGAAGCUAUUGUACAAGAAGAAAUUACAGGUUUUCUUGUGUCCUGCCCAGAUGGCCAAUCGGUCGAUGAAGAUUUUGACGUUACUGUUGCCUUCACAUCUGGUACAAGUAUGCACAUUGAGAUCACGCUACAAAAUGUGUUUGCUGAUGCCUUCGCCCUCCAGCUAACCAUCGAUACGGAUGUUAAGUAUCACACUUUUCCCAUAAGUCGGCAGAAUUUCUCAGAUGUUGGCGUCUACCUUUUGACGAUUAAAGUUGUAAAUUUAGUGACACCGCUUCAGAUAUUUACCCGUGAGAUAAAGGUCGAUAAGGUACUCACCAACCUUCGUCUGGUCAACAACGACAGUUACAUCCCUGUCAACCAAACCACGGAAAGCUGGAUCUCGAUCGAUAGCGGAACUAAUGUAACUGUGCAUUGGGACUUCAACGAUGGAAAUAGAUCAAAGUCCCUGUUUUCUGGCGAUUCCUUGGUCCGCGAGGGUGACUAUUUGAACCACACAUACACUGACCAUGGCAUGUACUUACUUAUCGUCACAGCUUCAAACGCCGUCAGCACACUGACAGUCACCAAAUAUUUACACGUGCAGUAUGUGGUAAAAGACAUUGAAAUCAUGUCUAACAGUCCACAGGAAAUUCCACCAGGUAACGUUACGUUUACAUUGUCCGUAAAAUCGGGCACUCACCCGCCUACAAACGCUACUAUUGACAUGGACUUUGGCAACGGUGAGACAAGGAGGAACAUACCUCUCAACGGGGCACGGGCUAUAAAUAUCUCCUCCAGCUCCUACACAACCCCUGGGAUUUUCAAAGUCAACAUGACAAUGAAGAAUGACAUCAGUUCGGUAAAUCUUGCAGACUGGGUAGACGUUCAACAAAGAAUAAAAGACCUGCACAUUAUAAGUAAACAUACGGGUGGAGCUGCUGGAUACGGCGCCCCGGGGAGGGGACCAAACAAAACAGAGUUUCCCGUGGAAUACGAAGUUUUGUUUGUGGCUGGCACUUCCAGUGGCACAGCCGUCAGUUAUACGUGGGAUUUUGGAGAUAAAACGCCGCCCAUUGAAACGAAGUCCACCAGUGCUUUACAUCGUUUUUCCCACACACACAUUUUCAACAUCACUCUAGGGGCGAGUAAUUCCAUCAGUAGGAUGAAAGUGAGUGGUGUGGUGAGGAUGAUGCAGAGUAUAUUGAACGUCUCGUUUGAAAACGACAGUCCAACAGUGUUUGAGGACAACACUACAUUUACCAUUAUAAUCGGCCAGCGAGGCACUGACUCUUGUUUCCUUGUUGACUUGGGAAAUAACACAAGGACUCUGUACAAAGGAUUCGAUAAUGUGAGUUGUGAUAACGAGCUCGAGAUAGCAAACGAUACCAAAGUUUUACCUACGCUUAACUUCACCAUCCUGUUUCAGUACUGGAAGAAAACGAGAUAUGCUGUCAAUCUUACAGCUAUGAAUUCCGUGUCCAACGUCACUAUUCGUCGCUGGGUGAUUAUCCUUCCCCUUCCUUGCAAAUUCCCAGUUGUACGAAUACCCGAUGCUGGACGUACGCUGGAAACUCGCACGAAAUACUUCCGAGCCGAGUACAUAUCGAUCAAAUCGCGAUGUACCAUUGACUGUCUGGCGUCGAGAGAGACAACAUUUCAGUGGAAUCUCAUCAAGAUCUCUUCUGGAGAUGACAAUGGCACCAUCCUCGAAACUGGUGGUUUUGAUAAGACUCUGUCAGUGUUGAUUAUCCCACGGCAAACGUUGCCGUACGGAACGUUCAAGGUUAUUCUCAAUGUGAGUAUGGUUGGACUGCCUCUUGUUCACACUAUUUUUGACUCUUACCUGGAAAUCAUGCAGUCACCUCUAGUUGCGGCGAUCAUCGGGGGUAACAGGUGGAUUCAGUCAGUGUAUGACAAAGUAAUAAUCGAUGCGUCCCCUUCUCACGAUCCUGAUUACGGAAUAGAAGACAAACAGGGUCUUAAGUACAUUUGGUACUGCAAAACAGCAAAUGAAUCGGACUAUGAAUUUCCCUCUGUCCCGGAUGAAUAUCCAGAUAGGACCAAGGCUUUUGGAGGUGCUGGUUGCCUGAGAAAUGGAACCAGACGCUUGAUGGUUAAUACGGAGGUGCUCGAAAUAGAACCAAACUUUUUGUGGGCAAGCACUAGUUACAUAUUUAAAUUAUUCAUCACCAAGGAUUCAAGAGAACCCGUGGCUCUUCCUGUUCGCGUCGACCUGACAUUUGAUGAUGUACCUACCAUGGUUAUAAAGCGACCGUACGUACAACUCCCAGGAGCGGAGAACCCGUUUGCUAAGUUAUCGCUAGAAGCCCAAUGCAGGAACUGCACUUUGGAGAUGAUCAAUACCAUGACAAUCUCCUGGAGUUUGAGGGAAGUAGUUGGCGGAGUCACAAAUAAAAGUCCGCAAAAUGUAGUGAAAAACGAGACCUACGAUGACUCACACUGGAUUCCAGAACCAGAUUUCCGAUCUAUGACGCGGGCAGGCAUCAACUCUGAGUUUCUCAUACUGAGAGCGAACAGCCUCAAAAAUGGAACUGCAUAUGCCGUCAAAGUAGAGGGACGAUUUGGUAAUGGAACGUUUGGUUCUGCUGAGUAUAUCUUCAACACAUCCCUCCCCCCCACGGGUCCAGAGUGUCGUGUAAUUAAAGGAGCUGGCAGCGGUCAUGAAGCACAGAAUACCUUGGUGUGUAACGGCUGGACAAGCAGCUCAGGCUCAACAGCUUUAAUGUACGACUACUUCUACAAAACUGCGCCCAAUGGCACUGAAUACCUGAUUCAGACCACCAGACACGCUAGGGUCGACAACAUUCGGUUGCCGCCUGGCCUGGAGGAAUAUAAUUACACGCUUUACAUGAAGGCAGUGAUCUCGGACAAGAUGGGGAGUAGAUCAGAAGUCACGUUUGAGCAUCAGAGCUUACCAAGUCACCAAAACGACUCUACUAUUAUAGCACAACUGUUGGAGGAAUUGUCCAUUAAUGGCACGUUGCGAACCCUGGAGAUGGAAAGUUAUUCACAAUUUACCAACCAGUACAUACUAUCCGUGUCGUUGCUGUUAAAUGCCAUGUCUAAACGUGCGGCCAACAUAACAGGAUUUAAAGAUGCGUCCAAAACGAUCCGCACAAGGAUGAGCGAUACAUUGGCGAAUAUGACAAUGGAUGAUGUGAAGACCGUAAGAGAGACUGCUAAUUCUGUUGCCAAGCUGGCUGCUAUUCCUGACGAGUGUACGGUGGAAGUUCAGUUGCAGCUCAACAAGACAUUGGGCAAUAUGGUGACCUUAAUCGAAGAACUGUCUAACAUCUCUGACUCCACGGGCCUCUGGGAGACACUGAACACUGUAUCUGAAGCAAUGGGUUCAACGCUAAGAGUCGUGACUCAUUUGGUCGGCGACGAAAACCUUGGAAACGUCACUAACAGUUCAAUGACAACUGAUAAUUACACUGCGCGGGGUAAAGUUUUGAUUGAAAACAUCAAUGAAUAUGUCAAAAAGCUGUCAGACGCGUUCUUGUAUCACACCCUUCCAAAAGAAGAACCCAUUCAAGUGCGUUCCCUGUCACUCUACUUCACGCUGAGCAAGGACUAUCCCGCGGGUCUGGCGAGACGUAACCUGCAUUGUGGUGAUGGAGGUGUUCGUUUACCUGACAACUUGGGGGACCUACAUAUGCUGAAACAAGGGAAUAAGACCGCUUUGAUCGUGCUUGAUGCUUUGGUCGCAUCAACACCUUUCGUGCCAUUCGUGUGGAGCCAAAGUGCCAGUCGAGUCAAUAGUUACUUGCUUUCAGUAGAAAUACGGAACGCUUCCACUCAGGAGGAGUUGGAAAUUGCAAACCUCACCAAACCAUUGGCCUUGUGGAUAAGGAAAGGCAGUGACACCCUAAAACGGACGAAAGGAGAAGUACAAUACACGAAAACUCUCGAACACAUCUUUGAAGUGAAGGACAACCGAAGCUCUAUUAACAUCGAGAUAGAUGUGUUGGGAGUGAUCACAGAACACCCAUUACUUGUUGUGUAUUUAAGGAAAGAAGAACCCACCAUGGACGGCGACGACAGGCAAAAAGUACGUGUUAUUCCACCGCUGCUUCAUAGAAACAAUGAGAGCAGCGGGCAGAACUCUAGCACCAAUACCACGGAUGAACAUUUUACAAAUCCCAUGGUGUUGUUCUUUAGCAACAAGGAGUUCAACGGGACCGCCGCUGGGAAAUAUUUUGUUACCAUAGAGUACAAUGGAACAGUUAGCGGUGCUGAAGUCCACAAAGAAAGCACGACUGUGGAGUACUUGCUCUCUGUAUACACCUCUGAGUGUUUAUACUGGAACGAGCAGAGUGAGGCAUGGGUUGAAGAUGGUUGUGUGGUGGGACCGCUGUCCAACUCAACGCACACUCAAUGCCUGUGUACUCAUAUGUCGUCAUUCGCGAGCAGCUUCUUUACUCCUCCAAACACGAUUGACUUUAGUAAAGUGAAUCCGACAGAACUGUUUAACAAUCCUACUGUCACCAUCAUCGUCUGCGCUAUCUUUCUCCUGUAUUUUCUACUGCUGGUAUGGGCCCGACGUACAGACAAGAGAGAUUUUCAGUUGGCGGGAGUUACUCCUCUGCCGUCCAAUGAUCCAAGAGACCUGUUUGGUUACGAGAUCACGGUUUUUACAGGCUUUGACAGUCAUGCGGGAACGACAGCCGAUGUCUCCAUCGUGUUGACGGGCAGACUUGAACAAACGCAGUCACGUCAUCUGCGGGACGUUGAGACAACGCGUAGAAAAUUCCAAACAGGAAACAUAGAUUACUUUCUUUUAACCGUUCCGCGCCCACUUGGAACAAUUCAGAGCGUAAGAAUCUGGCAUAACAACGCCGGUUCCAACCCGUCGUGGUUUCUUGCACGCGUGCUCGUUCGUGAUCUACAAAAAGACAAGACGGUGUGGUUUGUCUGUGAUCGGUGGCUUGCCGUGGAGGAAGAUGAUGGGCAGAUCGAUCGAACGCUUUACCCCUCUUCCAAAAAGGAAUUGUCCAAGUUCAACUUCCUCUUCAGCACUGAGGUGCGCAAGAAUCUCAGUGAUGGACACUUGUGGUAUUCUGUGCUGCAUUGCCCUCUAAGAAGCUCGUUUACACGCGUUCAACGUCUGUCCUGCUGUUUGUCGAUACUCAUGUGCAGCAUGCUGGCGAACGCCAUGUUCUAUAAGGACGGAGGAGAUGGUGAAUCUGAUUCCGGAGUUGAAGUCAAGAUUGGACCUAUCAGACUCUCCACAAAGCAGAUCGGGAUUGGGAUCAUGUCAAGCCUGGUGGUCCUCCCUGUCAACUUGCUCAUUAUAAACAUCUUCCGGAAAGCCCGUGAUAAAGAUGUGCCUGGGUCAGAAAUGUCCCCGAGUGAGGGACGACAGAAAGCCUAUAAUUACUACGAGUAUGACGACGACAGUGAUAAAGAUGACGAUGAAGAAAAAGAGGGAGAGAAGACAGAUGAACAGAAGAACAAGAACGGGAAAGACGAAAGGAAAGCAUUCACUCUUCCUCAGUUUACAAUCUACAUUGCUUAUGUACUGAUUUUCCUGGCAUCCACAACUUCUGCAGCAUUUACGAUCUUCUACUCACUGACAUUCGGUGAAGCGAAGUCACAGAGAUGGGUGUCAAGUAUGAUGAUCUCCUUCUGGCAAGACGUCAUUAUAUCUCAGCCACUCAAGGUCAUGAUCUUUGCCGUACUCUUUGCCCUCAUCGUCAAAGACCCGGACAAGGUCCUCGAAGACGACGGAAAACAAACCACAGAGCUCAGAAAGGACGAGGAAUGGAUUCACGAUCCUUACGGCGACCAUCGGGAUGGUUUCGAUUUUAAAACAUCUGGCGAGAUUCCCAGACCUCCAGGCGAAGAGCAGCUGCAUCUCGCCAGGCAACGACGCCAGAAGCAGAAGCAGAUGAAGGCCAUACUCAAAGAGAUGUUCCUAUAUCUUGCAUUUAUUGUUGUUAUGUGUGUUGUGGCGUACGGAAGUCGAGAUAACCAAGCUUACGCUGUUACCAAAACACUCAAGGAUCUCUUUAGCGAAAGCAAGUACACUUCACUGCUUCCCUUUGACACGAGUAGAGAAGCAUCAAAGUUCUGGCACUGGAUUGAGGAUUCAUUUGUCCCCACCCUACAGCCCCAAUACUGGUAUGGCCCGUUCAUUGACUCGCAUGAGGAAGAUUUGUGGUCAGAGUACAUGGUACAAAAGAAAAGUCAAUCUGGAGGGGGACGUAAAUUAAAAGCUAAAAAGAAAGGUGGUGGCUCGUACUUAAAUGAUGUUGUUGUGUCCUUUGACUCACUGGAGCGUUUCCCCGAGGGUUUCAUCGCGGACCGAGGAAUGUUUUAUGUCGUCGGUUUGGCUCGGUUACGUCAGUUGAGAAUGAAAAAAGGAUCCUGUACAGUUCCUAGAUAUCUGGUUGACCUGAUGCCAACAUGCACCACCUAUUACUCGUGGGAAGACGAGGAAGAAGGCGCUUUUCGCCCUGGCUGGGCUCCAAUGGAGGUCAGUGACGCUGAAAAACUCCCGGAUAACCCUUGGAUUUGGCAAAGCGCAUUGAGAUUAAAUGGAACGCCUUUCUGGGGAAAAUUCGCUUCUUAUUGGGGAGGGGGUUUUGUAUACAAUCUUGACUCCGAACGGUUAACUUCAAUGAAGAAAAUACAAGAUCUGCAAAUCUACGGAUGGAUCGACCGGCACACUCGCGCCAUUUUUUCAGAGUUCACGGUCUACAACGCGCAAACCAAUUUCUUUGGUGUGGUGAGUAUGCUGACAGAAAUCCUCCCCACUGGGGGAUACCACCACUAUCCCAAGGUAAAUACCAUCCGGUUAUACCGCUACACCGGACCGGAUCAACUAGUAGUGAUGGCAUUCGAGUUUGUGUUCUUCGCUUUCCUCUGCGUGUACAUUUACAGCGAGGCAAAGCAGCUGUUUGUUUUGGGCAAGAAGUACUUCGCAGACCCUUGGAACUACAUCGAGAUUCUUGUCAUUUGCUCUUCCUUCUCUGCCAUUUUCUUGUACCUUGCGGAGUUGGGCUUUACCAGGCUUGCUAUCAGACGGAUGCGAGCAAAUCCCGAGGCCUUCAUUAGCUUUGAUUACAUAAUAUUUCUUGAUGAGGCGUACCUGGGCACUUUAGGCUUUGCCGUUUUUUGUGCCUUCCUCAAGUUUCUCAAGCUUCUUCGCUUCAAUCGGCGAAUGUCUAUGUUGGUUCAGACGGUCAAAGUCAGCAGCGGGCCACUGUUUUCGUUUUUCUUUAUGUUUCUGCUGUUCUUCACGGCGUAUACCCAGACGGCGUUCCUUAUAUUUGGUCCAGUUAACGAGGAUUACUCUUCUUUUGUCGUGGCAGCAGAAACCAUGCUCUCAAUGACUCUAGGAGGGUUUGACUUCAUAGGGCUGCAGGACGCCAACAGACUCGUGGGACCUAUCUUUUUCAUCUCCUAUAUGGUCUUCAUUUUCCUCGUCCUCGUGAACGUAUUCGUGUCCAUUGUGAACGACGCGUUUGCUGAGGUGGGCAGCGAUGUUGCCAAACAGACCAACGAGCAUGAGGUUGUUGACUACAUUGUGUAUUGCGUCAAGGAACAGAUAGGUAGUUAUGUCAGCCCGCCGUUCAAGCCGCUGUACAAACCGAGUCUGACGGACUUUGAAAGGGCAGUUGCAGACAUAGAGGACCGCGCCGAGAAUAUUGUAUUUGCCGUCGACAAUUUGAGCCUGGAGGAGCAGCGCCGGGCAAACUGGUUCAAGGUUGAAAAGAUGAACGAGAAGAAAGAGAUGCUAAUCCGCUUACUGCUGCUUUCAAACGAAGAUUUUGAUGAGGAUGACUUUGCCAACGCAAUCCCGCUUAUGGCGAAAUUCUUGUCUGAGCAUACCCAAGAGGAGCUGAAACACACUCUCCAGAAGAAAAGUGAACGAAGGUUGUCUCAGUCCGAUUCGAGUUCCCUCUUUUCAGAAGACAGCUUCGACGAA